AUGUCCCAGAAUACACCCACGGGGAAUGACCACGUUCCAAAGAUGUGGUGGAUCAUGGUGGGCGGCAACAGCCUCGCAUCAUCCCCAUCGUGGAACCGCCUUCUAUCCAUGACGGCCGAACGCAAUAAGGUAAGGCGAGACGCGGAGAAAGAGAAAAAGGAUUUCCAGAAGGCUCAGAAGGCUGCGAAAGAAGAGCUGAAAAGGGCGAAGAAGACGUACAAGGAGAAAUUCGGCGGCGGAGUGACGGCCUGGAGGGAGGAGCGGAGCCGUGGAGCUGAAGCCGCUGGUGACGGAACCGGGGCGGGUCCAGAUCCCGAGCAGCGCACGGAGACGACCGCUGCUGGACACAACAGGACCGAGGGAGAUGGGGGCAUCGAGCUUCGUUUCAAGCUCGGUAAAUGUCUGUUCGUGUCCGUCUACGAUAGGAUCUCGGCGAUGGACUAG
Colletotrichum fioriniae is the source of this 444-nucleotide messenger RNA. RefSeq lists its product as uncharacterized. NCBI's taxonomy places the organism in Eukaryota, Fungi, Ascomycota, Sordariomycetes, Glomerellales, Glomerellaceae. The record is from RefSeq and is a predicted model, not a curated record.